UAGCCUUCUCCAUGCACCACAAUUGCGCUCAAGGGCCUGAGCCAUAUGGCAUUCUGCGACAUGCUGAUGUUGCUGCUGCUGCUGCUGCUGCCAGUGGGACAAGCUUUGACCAUCAAUCACAGUGACCAGCAAAUGCAGGCUUUGCUCAACUUCAAGUCCGGGAUCACUGCUGAUGCUUCAGGAGUCCUGGCGAACUGGACGCGCAAGAAGAAAGCUUCUUUGUGUUCUUCGAGCUGGAGCGGAAUAAUCUGUGACUCUGACAAUCUCAGUGUUGUGGGUAUCAAUCUCUCCAACUGCACGCUUCAAGGUACGAUCCUCCCUUCUUCUCUUGGAAGCAUUGGUAGCUUGAAAGUUCUGAAUCUGAGUCGAAACAACCUGUCGGGGAAGAUACCACUUGACUUCGGCCAGUUGAAAAAUCUGAGGACUCUGGCGCUGAACUUCAAUGAGCUCGAGGGCCAAAUUCCAGAAGAGCUUGGAACCAUCCAAGAGUUGACAUAUCUCAACCUCGGGUACAACAAACUUCGCGGUGUAAUACCUGCUAUGCUCGGACACCUCAAGAAGCUCGAAACUCUGGCACUCCACAUGAACAAUCUCACCAACAUCAUUCCCAGGGAACUCAGCAACUGUAGCAAUCUUCAGGUGCUUGUUCUCCAGGCCAACAUGCUGGAGGGUUCAAUUCCAGCAGAGUUAGGAGUGUUGCCCCAGCUGGAGCUGAUUGCCUUGGGUAGCAAUCACUUGUCAGGAAGUUUACCGUCUUCUCUUGGGAAUUGUACCAACAUGCAGGAGAUCUGGCUGGGAGUCAACAGCUUGAAGGGUCCAAUUCCAGAAGAGCUUGGACGAUUGAAGAAACUUCAGGUGCUGCAUCUGGAGCAAAACCAGCUGGACGGACAUAUUCCACUGGCCCUCGCUAAUUGCUCAAUGCUCAUCGAGCUGUUUCUGGGAGGAAAUUCCCUGAGUGGACAGAUUCCAAGUUCCUUCGGUCAGCUUCAGAACAUGCAAGCCCUCUCCCUGUAUGGAUCCCAAAGGCUCACCGGCAAGAUCCCAGAAGAGCUAGGCAAUUGCAGCCAGCUAGAAUGGUUGGAUAUCGGCUGGUCCCCCAAUCUGGAUGGUCCUAUCCCAUCAUCAUUGUUUCGGCUUCCGCUAACCACAUUGGCUUUGGCUGAACUCGGACUGACGAAGAACAACUCCGGCACUUUAUCACCAAGGAUUGGCAACGUAACAACGCUGACCAAUCUAGACCUGGGAAUUUGUACUUUCCGAGGAAGCAUUCCCAAGGAGCUGGCAAAUCUGACAGCGCUUGAGCGUUUGAAUCUAGGAUCCAAUCUGUUUGACGGAGAAAUUCCACAAGAUCUGGGACGACUCGUUAAUCUGCAGCACUUAUUCCUUGAUACGAACAACUUGCAUGGAGCCGUACCACAGUCGCUCACAAGCUUGAGCAAGCUCCAGGAUUUGUUCAUUCACAGGAACUCUCUGUCCGGAAGGAUUUCCCACCUGUCAUUCGAAAACUGGACACAGAUGACAGAUCUGAGGAUGCACGAAAACAAACUCACAGGCUCAAUACCUGAGUCACUUGGCGACCUUUCCCAGCUCCAAAUUCUCUAUAUGUUUAGUAAUAGCUUCAGCGGGACAGUCCCCUCCAUCGUCGGGAAGCUUCAGAAGUUGACUCAAAUGGAUCUAUCCAAGAAUCUGCUCAUUGGAGAAAUUCCUCGAAGCCUUGGGAACUGCAGUUCAUUGAAGCAGUUGGACCUGUCAAAGAAUGCCAUUAGUGGAAGAGUCCCGGAUGAAAUUGGUACAAUAUGUAAAAGCCUUCAAACAUUGGGAGUAGAAGGAAACAAACUGACUGGGAACCUUCCGGUUACCUUGGAGAACUGCACCUUGUUGGAGCGCCUGAAGGUUGGGAAUAACUCACUGAAGGGAGAGCUUGGUAUGAACAUUUCGAAGUUGUCCUCUUUGAAGAUCCUCUCGCUCUCACUCAACAAUUUCCAAGGCCAGUUUCCACUGUUAAACGCAACUUCCAUCGAGCUGAUUGAUCUGCGGGGGAACAGGUUUACUGGUGAGCUCCCUUCAUCUCUGGGAAAGUACCAAACGCUGAGAGUACUAAGCUUGGGGAACAACAGCUUCCGUGGUUCCUUGACAUCCAUGGAUUGGCUGUGGAAUCUCACCCAACUUCAGGUGCUCGACUUAUCAAAUAACCAGUUUGAAGGAUCACUGCCCGCCACCCUCAACAAUCUACAGGGUUUCAAGUUAACACCGGAGGGCGAUGCUGCGGAUGCCGAUCGACUAUAUCAAGACCUGUUCCUCAGUGUGAAAGGCAAUUUAUUUGCUCCAUACCAGUACGUCUUACGCACCACGACUCUGCUGGAUUUAUCGACGAAUCAGCUGACUGGCAAGCUUCCUGUAAGCAUGGGCGACCUCGUUGGCCUUCGUUACCUUAACCUGUCCCACAACAAUUUUAGUGGUGAGAUUCCAAGUUCCUAUGGGAAAAUCACUCAACUGGAGCAGCUCGACCUGUCCUUCAACCACCUGCAAGGCUCCAUUCCAACCUUACUCGCAAAUCUCGACUCCCUUGCCUCCUUCAACGUGUCUUUCAAUCAGCUGGAGGGUAAGAUCCCGCAGACGAAGCAGUUUGACACAUUCGACAACUCAAGCUUCAUCGGAAAUCUUGGCCUCUGUGGUCGCCCACUCUCCAAACAAUGCCACGAAACAGAAUCAGGAGCAGCCGGACGUGUGGGAGCUGACUCCAACGAAACCUGGUGGGAAGAAAAUGUGUCACCUGUUUCUUUCGCACUGUCCUCCUCCAUUAGCUUCUGCUUGUCGUGGUUGAUGCUACGCUGGAGGCAGCUGUAAGCAGCCAGACGAGCUAUCGAACCAUCGUCCAAAUGUUCAUUGUACAUACGAGGAUCAGCUGGCCAGUUGCUGGUGACCAAGGUUCCUCAGAUCACCACCUAAUAGGAAAACCAUGCGCAUUUUAAAGAGCUGCA
Molecule: messenger RNA, 2981 nt
Organism: Selaginella moellendorffii
Lineage: Eukaryota; Viridiplantae; Streptophyta; Lycopodiopsida; Selaginellales; Selaginellaceae
Product: LRR receptor-like serine/threonine-protein kinase FLS2
Exons: 1
Coding region: 46-2847 (933 amino acids)
Molecular function (GO): protein binding
Source: RefSeq, a predicted model, not a curated record